CUCCACCAGCUCUUCGACGACCUCUUCGCCCGCUAUAACAAGCACGUCCGCCCAGUGCCCUCCCACGACCAGGUCACCGAGGUCUUCUUCGAGAUCGCUCUCUACAACGUCUUGGCUUUGCACACUCGGGAGCAGAAACUGGUGACGAACACAGAGAUGAUCUUACAGUGGAAGGAUCACUUCCUCUCGUGGGAUCCUGCCUCCUUCAACGGCACCGAGGUCAUCAGAGUGCCAUACAAGGACAUCUGGUAUCCUGAUGUCAUCCUUCACAAUACCGCCGACUCAAACUACGAGCUGGGAAUCCUCAACACGAACGCCAAAAUCAAGUACACGGGCGAGGUGCAACUGGCCUCCCAUGCUUUCUUCCAGUCCACCUGCGAUGUCAACACCUUCUGGUACCCGUUCGACCAGCAGGACUGUCAGCUGGUGUUUGCCUCCUGGACCCACACCACCGACGAGGUGGAGUUAGUGAUGGGAAAAGCGGACCUGUCAGAGUACUCCCCUCACCCUGAGUACUACCUCGAGGACUUCUACUCUGUCACGACUCAAGUUCAUGACCCAUGCUGCCUCAAGCCCUUCACUUUUGUAACAUAUCACCUGCAGCUUCAGAGGAGGACCAUGUUUGCCGUCUUCUUCUUCAUCCUCCCGGGGGCCGUCGUCAACACCUGUGCCCUGAUGACGUUCAUGCUGCCGGCGGAGUCUGGAGAGAAGGUGAGCCUCGCUACCAACGCCCUGCUGGCUAUGAUGGUCUUCCUCAUGUCCAUGACCCAAGAGAUACCCCCUACUGAGAGCGUCCCCCUCAUCGGUCGUUACUACGGGGGAUGCAUUCUCAUGUUGGGGAUAAACAUCGUGACUUCUGUCUUCUCUCUUCGUUGUCAUUAUCACUCCAGCUCUCCCGUGCCAGGAGCACUCAGCGCCGUGGGACGGUUCAUGGGACGGGUGCUUCUGGUCUCACCUGGGAAGGACCUCAAGAAGAUGUGGGAUGAUGAUUAUCACUCGAAAGUAAACUCCGUGAAGCGGCGAGACUCCAAGGUGAAGGUGGUACAGGUGGAGCCCCCUGGCACACCUGGACGAACUAAGGCCUCCUCCAUGGCAGACGAGUACCACCGUCGAAGCCUCGACGCCCUCGAGGGGAUCCACCAUCUGCUGGCAAACAGGGAAGACAAGACCACUGAAGACAGCGCCACCGCCGCCUCGCCCCACGGCCAGGAGUGGCGCUACCUCUGCCUCGUCCUCGACCGAUUCUUCUUCGUCGCCUCCGUCGUCGUUUUCGCCGUCUUCAAUCUGGCGGUGUUGAUGUCGUCCCCCCACAGCCAGGAGUUCAUCUACUGCCCCAACGGUCCCGGCACCUGCCCCGCGGAUUGGGAUGCGGACCGUGUUGGUGCUAUGGUGGACUCUGGGAAGGGUACUGGCACAGAGUCCGGGCACCAUGCCAAUACCCAUGCAGAAGGGUCCAUCAAGGGGCCGGUGAUUGGCACUGAUGGUAGAUAUUAUGGUAUUAUAGAUCCUUGA
Molecule: messenger RNA, 1512 nt
Organism: Procambarus clarkii (red swamp crayfish)
Lineage: Eukaryota; Metazoa; Arthropoda; Malacostraca; Decapoda; Cambaridae
Product: neuronal acetylcholine receptor subunit alpha-9-II-like
Biological process (GO): nervous system process; chemical synaptic transmission; monoatomic ion transmembrane transport
Cellular component (GO): plasma membrane; synapse; neuron projection
Molecular function (GO): transmembrane signaling receptor activity; transmitter-gated monoatomic ion channel activity involved in regulation of postsynaptic membrane potential; excitatory extracellular ligand-gated monoatomic ion channel activity
Source: RefSeq, a predicted model, not a curated record